AGAAUUGUAGAACUGUAAAUUUCCUCAUGUAUCUACAUUCACACAGACAUACGCACUCACACAGAAACACACAUUUCCCAUGAACCAGGCCUUAACUGGGCUUGAUCCUCUACAAACAGCGAAGAAAGCACUAACCUCCACUUAAUUCUGAACAGACACUUCCAUAAGGUCAUUCACACACUGUCCUGUAAUGUUUGCAUUCCAGCUAAAUAGAAUGAAACCAGUGAGCAACACACACACACACACACACGCACGCACGCUCACAAACGCACGCACGCACGCACGCACACACACACACACACCUUGUCUUCCUACAGUUUCUGCUCUUUCUUAUCAGUUUGGCUGCUUCUCACUAAAAUGUCCAGAAAAACAAUAAAGUUUUAUGCUAACUUGUGAAUUGUCACCUGUAAUGCUGUAAUAAACUUUUAUGCUGGAGAUGUGAUUAUCAUAGAGCAUAUAAACAUUUUGGAAACGCAGCCCUGACACUGAGCACUUUUUCCUCAAACAUUCCUAGUUCCUACAGCACACAAACUAUUUUUAUUCCUCCAGUGCAGCCAACGUUUAGCUACUAGAUUUCCACUUCGUAACAAUGACCUGUCCUGUCCUGUCUGUCCUGUCAACAUCCUCCCUCACUGAAAGCUGGGAGUUACCGAUAUCAGUUGGAACAAUGGUCAAGGAUAAGGCAGGCAUCCAAUGGUUGUGUGAAGCAGGCACUUCAUCAUAAUUGCUGUUAAUGAUUACAGUCAUGAUAACCAGCAGAGGUGGCAUUUAUUGAUGGCAACUCUGUCUGAGGUCCCAGUUGAUCUCCAAGUGCUGGAGCAAGAGGAGGAGAACGUGGAAGCUUUGGAUUUGAAACAGACUAGACGCUGUCAGGUAUGUGUGCUGCAGUACAUCAAAUGUAGACGGGGAAAAGAAUUUUGAUAUUUUUGGGGCAUUUUACCGUUAUUAAACAGGAAAUGGAGAUGGACAGAGAAUAUGGGGAGACAGCAGGGGGAUGACAUGCAGUAGGGCUCUGUCUGUUUGGAAAGGGAGCUCAGAGCAUUUACACCCAUGUGACCUGUCCUAACCACUUGGCUAGUAGAGAACUCCAAAUUUUGUGUCUAAAAUCAUCAUCAUAAGAAGAAACUCCCAUGGUUCUUAAAUAUUUGGGCUCCAGUUGAAGAGUGCUAAUAUUUUCUUAAGUGAUCUAGAUCUUGAAAAGCAACACUGAUCUUGUUGAAGUCAGGGAGCUGAGACAUUUCAGCGCUAAAAUUCAGAACACUCCUCUCUGGUGUUAAUCUGUUUCUUGAGUUCUAAUAGAGCUUGACAAACCCUGACCUGGAUCAUGGGCUCUGUCUGUAUUUAGGGGUCUGGACCUUUGUUGUGUACUCUUUUUGUUCUGUGAUAACUGAUGUUCAAAAGCAAGACAGGAACCUCUUGCUAAGCUAAUGUGAUUAAUAGAUCUCAGAACUACAUAGAGAGGAAGCAGAGGACCUCCAGGCAUCAGAGGCGACAUGAAGCGACCGGCAGCAAGGCAGUAUGUGGUGAGCAGACCACUGUACUCAGAGGAGGCCUUUGCUGAAGAGCACGAGAAGCUCUACAGACAACGCAAAACCAUCCUGGACCACGUCAAACAGUAUUUCACAUGUGAUGCCAAACGAGCCAAGAACGCAGCUCUGUCCCUUCUGCCAAUCAUUGGCUGGAUGAAAGUCUACCAAAUCAAAGAGUGGCUGCUCAGUGACAUCGUGUCUGGCAUCAGCACUGGACUGGUGGCUGUCCUGCAAGGUCUGGCUUACGGUUUGCUGGCCUCUCUUCCGGUCCGGUAUGGACUCUUCUCUGCCUUCUUUCCGGUUAUCAUCUAUUUUUUCUUCGGCACCUCCAGGCACAUCUCAGUGGGUCCAUUUCCAGUCUUAUCUCUGAUGAUCGGCUCGGCAGUCACCAGGCUUGUCCCAGACGACGGGCCGGCCAUGAACAUCACAGGAUUUGAAGGUCUGACAAUGGACGAGCAGAGAGUGUUGGUGGCCUCCUCUGUGACCUUUCUGGCCGGUAUCAUCCAGCUGGCGAUGGGUGUUCUACAGAUGGGCUUUGUCGUCAUGUACCUGUCUGACACUCUGGUGUCCGGCUUCACCACUGCAGCUGCCAUCCACAUCCUGGUGUCCCAGCUCAAGUUUGUGUUCGGGCUGGAAGUCCCAGGAAUCAGUGGGCCGCUGUCCAUCAUAUAUACCCUGGAGAUCAUCUUUAACAAGAUCUCUUCCACCAAUGUCUGUGAUGUGGUAAUCUCCCUGGUGAUCAUGGUGGUGGUGUUCAUCGUCAAGGAGCUUAAUGACAGAUAUAAAUCCAAGCUGCCUGUGCCAAUCCCGAUAGAGGUUAUCAUGACUGUGAUAGCAUGUGGAGUUUCAUAUGGAUUUGACUUCAGAACAAGAUAUGGCAUUGGCACUGUUGGCGAUAUUCCAGAAGGGUAUGAAACUCCGAUAGCCCCAAACCUGCACAUCAUCCAGCUGACAGCAGGGGACGCGGUUCCUUUGGCUAUAGUGGGUUUUGCUGUGGCUUUCUCUGUGGCAAAAGUCUACUCUGUAAAACAUGAUUACGCCAUAGAUGGAAAUCAGGAGCUGAUAGCCUUUGGAGUCAGCAACAUCUUUGGAGCUUCCUUUAGGUCUUUUGCAGCGAGUACAGCUCUUUCCAGGAGUGCAGUGCAGGAGAGCACAGGGGGUAAAACUCAGGUGGCUGGUUUACUUUCAGCUAUCAUAGUAAUGAUCGUCACUUUGUCUGUUGGAUUCCUACUGGAUCCACUACCAUUGUCUGUACUGGGUGCCGUGGUCAUUGUCAACUUGAAGGGCAUGCUGAUGCAGUUCAGAGAGGUGCCUUACCUGUGGAGGAGAGACAAACAUGACUGUAUGGUGUGGCUGGGUACCUGUAUUUUAGCCAUCUUUUUGGGGCUGGAUCUUGGAUUGGCAGCAGGUCUUGGUGUGGAGCUGAUCAGUGUUGUUCUGAGGACUCAGUUCCCUCGCUGCAGUGUGCUGGUCAACAUCAAGGGAACAGACAUCUACAAAGACAGAAAGGACUACACCGAUAUAUAUGAGCCAGCAGGAGUGAAGAUCUUCAGGAUCCCAUCACCUCUCUUUUUCGCCAACAUUGAGUUCUUCAGGACCAAGCUGGUGGAAGCUCUCGGAUUUAACCCACUGAGAGUGUUGAGGAAGAGGAAUAAAGCAGUGAGGGUGAUUCGGAAACUUCUGAAGAAAGGGGAAUUGCAGUGGACAUCGACAGGCUUCCUGAAUACUUCAUGUAAACCAAUCAAAGACUCAGAGGAUGAGGGCAACAUGGAGGAGCUGGACCUGCCGACUGACUUCAAGGACCUUCCUGUCAGGAUCGACUGGGACGCAGAGCUUCCCGGCAACUUGAGUGUUCCCCCAGUGGAGAUCCACAGCCUGAUCCUGGACUUUGCUGCCGUCUCCUUCCUGGAUAUCUCGGCUCUGACAGGACUCAAAACAUUGCUGAGAGAACUGGUCCGGGUUGAAGUCGAGGUCUAUAUUGUGGCUUGUGAUCCUUACAUCCUGGAGAAACUCCAUGACUGUUCCUUCUUUGAUGAUGAAGUUCAACCAUCCAUGUUUUUCCUGACACUCCAUGAUGCCAUGCUGCACAUCCUGGAGAAACAUCCAGAAUCUACUGAAAAGAAAUCAGAUCAUGACAUGAUAAUAACAACAGUCACAGUCCAUCACCCCAGUGUCAAUUUGAGGAGCAGAGAUAAAAAUGCUCCAGAACCAGAAACCAAGUUCUAACUUCAGAAUGAGAAGAUGAUUACCUCUGGGAGAAAACUCAGAAGAUACCAAAGACUGAAAUGAGAAAAUAUUUGACAGAUAAUGCUGUUUAGUAACUUAUAAUGAAUUAUGAGACAUUGUUUUUAAUUUAGAUUUACAUGUAACAUAUCAAUAAUAAUAACAGCAUAUAUUGAAAUGUAAGAAAGGCUUCAUGCUGUUGUUUUUAUAAUGUACAUAGUGAAUUUGCAGAAAAUUUUGGUGCGAUAUAUUUGACAUGUUGUAUAGUUAUAUUUUCAUGAUUAUGGAGCUAAAUAAACCUUUUUCCACAGUG
Molecule: messenger RNA, 4065 nt
Organism: Acanthochromis polyacanthus (spiny chromis)
Lineage: Eukaryota; Metazoa; Chordata; Actinopteri; Pomacentridae
Product: chloride anion exchanger
Exons: 20
Coding region: 1494-3755 (753 amino acids)
Biological process (GO): transmembrane transport
Cellular component (GO): membrane
Molecular function (GO): oxalate transmembrane transporter activity; chloride transmembrane transporter activity; bicarbonate transmembrane transporter activity
Source: RefSeq, a predicted model, not a curated record